Adineta steineri is the source of this 399-nucleotide messenger RNA. NCBI's taxonomy places the organism in Eukaryota, Metazoa, Rotifera, Eurotatoria, Adinetida, Adinetidae. The record is from the annotation of a GenBank genome assembly.
AUGGCAGGUAAUGUCGAACAAUGUUCGAAUAAUUUCAAUGAGCCUGUAAUAUGUCAAAAUGGAUAUGGAUGUCAUGGAUACGAAAUAAUUGAGAAUGGAAAAAGAAAUUAUAGAGGAGAAUGUCGAAAUGCUAGUACAAUGACAAUAUUUCCACGUCUAUAUUUUGAAAUCAUGCUUAUACAAGGUGAUUCACCUCUUUCAGAAGAUUGGAAUCAUCUUGGUUUAACUUGUAAUAAACAAAAUUUAUGUAAUACUCGACAACAAAUCAAUAAAAUGAUAAAAUUAGCAAAUGAUUUUUAUCCAUGGGAAUAUAUUAACGUUAAUUCGUGUGAAAAGCUUUCUAUUAAAUCUAAUUAUCUUUUUCUUCUAAUAUUAUCUCUCUACAUUUUUUAUAUUUAA